AUGCAGGAGAAGAUUGCAGAGCGCGCCGACCACGGCAUCUGGUUCCCCGAGGGCGGCACCAAGGCGUGGCUUGCCGUGGCGGGCUCGUGGGCAUGCAGCUUCAUUACCUUCGGCCUGGCGAACAGCUACGGCGUGAUGCAGGCGCAGUACGCGCAGGACGUGCUGCGCGACAAGAGCACGAGCCAGAUCGCAUGGAUCGGCGCCUUUCAGUACUUUGGCAUCUUCUCCACCGGCAUCAUCACGGGGCGCGCGUUUGACGUCGGGCUGUACCUGCCGCUCUUCACGUUCGGCGCGUUGCUGCUCAUGAUGCUCUCUAUCUCGACUCAGUACUGGCAGAUCUUCCUCUCGCAGGGGCUCGGGCUCGGCAUGGGCAUGGGCAUCGUCUUCAACCUCAGCGUCGCCGUGCCGUCGCACCACUUCCAGCGGCGCCGCGCCUCUGCCCUCGGCGUCACCGCCAGCGGCUCGUCGGCCGGCGGCAUCUGCCUGCCCAUCAUGAUCCGACGCCUCACGCCCGUGCUCGGCUUUGCCUGGACGCAGCGCGUCGUCGGCUUCCUGGCGCUCGGUCUGCUCGUCUUUGCCUGGCUGACGAUGAGCACGCGCCUCGAGCCCGUCGUCUCGUACAAGAACGGCGGCUGGCGCAAGCUGCGCUUCAUCGAGCUCGAGCACUUCAAGGUGCCCGCGUACAGCUUGUUCUGCAUCGGCGCCACCCUCAUCCUGUUCGGCCUCUACUUCCCCUUCGCCUAUAUGGACGUGGCGACGGAGACGUACGGCAUUCCCGCAACGGGCUACUGGCUCUCGGUGCUGAACGGCGCCUCCGUCUUCGGGCGCAUCCUGCCAGGCUUCGCGGCCGACCGCUGGGGCCGCAUGAACACCCUCGUGCCACACCUGGCCAUCGCCUCGGUGCUGCUCUUCGUGUUCCCAGUCUGCAUCCGGUCGCUCGGGGGCAUCAUCCCAUUUGCGAUCAUCUACGGCUUCACGACGGGCCUGUACGUGUCCAUCAUCCCCUCUGCCGUCGGGCAACUCGGCAGCACCAACUCGUUCGGCACGCGCAUGGGCCAGCUCUUCUGUCUGAUGAGCAUCGGCGGCCUCUUCGGCACGCCGAUCACCGGCCAGCUGCUCGGCACCGUGGCGCCGCUGCAGUGGUGGCAUGCCACGGCGUUCGCCGGCGCGACAUGCACCGUCGGCACGGCGUGCAUCGCCCUCUCGCGUUCGCUUGCCCUGUCGCAAGGGUCUGGCCCGCGGUUACGCUUCCGCGGCAAGAUCUGA
This is a messenger RNA of Tilletiopsis washingtonensis, 1266 nucleotides long. Its product is annotated as MFS general substrate transporter. NCBI's taxonomy places the organism in Eukaryota, Fungi, Basidiomycota, Exobasidiomycetes, Entylomatales. The coding region runs from base 1 to 1266 and encodes 421 amino acids. The transcript has 9 exons. Gene Ontology annotation, biological process: transmembrane transport. Gene Ontology annotation, cellular component: fungal-type vacuole membrane. Gene Ontology annotation, molecular function: transmembrane transporter activity. The record is from RefSeq and is a predicted model, not a curated record.